Messenger RNA from Lindgomyces ingoldianus, 861 nucleotides. RefSeq lists its product as uncharacterized. The transcript has 2 exons. The annotation marks the transcript as partial. Lineage: Eukaryota; Fungi; Ascomycota; Dothideomycetes; Pleosporales; Lindgomycetaceae. The record is from RefSeq and is a predicted model, not a curated record.
AUGGCGCAACUCGCAGUUGCGUGGGGCUUUUUGUAUUCCUUAUACCUUCUAAGUCGAAACGCACCUCUUCGAAAAACCCUAGCUAGCCAUCCCGACAUCGUCAUACCGACGUCGAAGAAACGAAUCUUUAUCUGCUGUGAUGGCACUGGACGAGACGCAAUAAGAGAACGAAACGACUUUGUCACUAACGUUGCUCGUUUCGCAAGAUGUUUGAAGGGAACCGGCAAGGAUGGCACCCUUCAGCUCGUAUCCUAUCACGAGGGUAUUGCUAUGCAUGGAGGACAGUUCUUGUUUCGGGAGGCUGCGACUGGUCAAGGUACUCACACCGUGAUCCAAGACGCGUACUACUUUCUCUGUCUGAACUACAACCCCGGCGACGAGAUCCAUCUCUUAGGCUUUUCGCGUGGUGCUUUCGCAGUUCGUGCUCUGGCAUGCUUCAUCGAGGACGUAGGGAUCUUACACAAGACUCGACUCGCUCUGCUUCCUAUGGUUUACAAAUUAUGGAAAACCCAGAGCUUUGAAAGGCUCGAGACACACAUAAAGACAUGGGAAGCGAAAGGCCAUUUGAAUACAAAUGUUGAGAUAAUGUCUUGCGCAGCAUGGGACACCGUGAGCGCCAUGUUUCCAGCCAAAGAUCUUGCCUUUGUGGCCGCAAGAGUGCCUCGGAACCUCAGACACGCUUUCCAAGCACUAUCGCUUCAUGAAACCCGGGUCGCAUUCCCACCCAUUCUUUGGAAUACCGAUAACGCUGGCUCUACGAAUGUGAAGCAGUGUUGGCUCGCCGGCGAUCACUCGGAUAUUGGCGGUGGACAUCCAGAUUCAGGGUUGGCGACUGUGUCGCUGCUGUGGAUGGUAGCGCAG